AUGCCGGCGCCAGAAACUCAAGGCAAGCUACUCUGUCAACACUACCUAAACAGCAAACUGAUUGCUUUUAUUUUGAAGUGUGAUAUUAAUCGCCCAUGCACUCUCUGUAAAAGAGCUGGGGUCGAUUGCUCGGCUGUAUCGCCCGAUAUUUGGAAGCCUGUGAGGCCAAACCAGGUCGUCAGCAAAGUUCGUAAACCCAGCGAAGCUGAGGAUACAGACCCCACCACAUCACAGUCGCCAUGGGCUUCAAGCUCCGCGGCCAUGUCCUUUGUAAAAGAGGCAUUCGAUCAUCAAGACACGGUAGCGCCAGAGGGGCGAGAUGUUUCAGCUCUCUCUGCCACACACUGGACUCGAGAAGGCGCAUCAGGCAGUACCUGGCCCAAACAAAGCCAAACACGUCUAAAGAAGCUCAUUUCGACUGAAGCCAAGCUGAUGAUGCUGCUUCCAGACAUGAGGACUGCUACGCUACUAGUUAAUAAUUAUUUUGACAAGAUCCAUUGGUUUGUACUAGUUUUCCACCAGAGAGAAUUUAGAGAUCAGUUUCAGCAGCUUUACGCCUCUGACUGGCAAAAGAUUGACGAACACAAAUCUCGGCUUGGUUAUGUCAGCGUAUUUCUCGCUGUCUGCGCCGUCAGUAUACAGUAUACCAGUUUUGAUCAAAAGCAGAAGCUGGCAGAUGGUGGGAUUGAGCAACUUGCGCUACAGGACGAAAUUCUUGACGCUUUGAGGUUCAGACUUCUCGACAUCGUAUCACUAGGCUCCUUGGAGUCAAUUCAGACAUGCGUUCUGCUAGGGACCUUCUACCUCUACCAUGGGCAACCAGAACUUGCCUGGCCAAUUUGCGGUUGUGGCCUGCGAAUUGCCCAAGCCCUGAACUUACAUCGGCAAUCAUCGACCGGCAGUUCUACACCCGAUUUGGACAAUCCAAUACAAAGACUUCAAGAAACAAGAAAACGAUGCUGGUGGGCUAUAUACGAAAUAGAGACCUUUUGUUCGAUGCUAUAUGGCUUCCCGCUCAGCAUAUCGGAUAGAGAUUGCGACGUUGAGCCCUUACAUCCAUAUGCUGUAAGAUCGCUAGGUUCUCCAGGAGAUUCCAUCUUUCGCCGUGCAGCCAGCCAACCAACCCUCCUCUCGUACAAAUACUUUAUGGUGCAAUUGUCUAUCAUUGUCAAGGCAGUACUGGCUGAUCUUUAUGGUUUGCAUCGGUCUUCUGAAGAACCCCAGAGACGGGAUGACAAAUAUGACUUGAAACAAUUGGUAGAAACAAUCACAAGAUUAGAUGCAAGACUACAGAAAUGGUCUCAGAGCUUGCCGGUACGGCUUUCAUUCAACGAGGUAAUGAAAGAUCCGACUUCUGCGCUUAAGCUCGCAUUUGAGAACGCGAGAAUACUAGUCUACCGACCCUUGCUUUCGUACGGACGGAUCGCCACUACUCACGCGACAAGCCAAAGUUCUGUAACACAGGAUAGGCAAGCAAUAGAUCCAUUAAAGACAUCGAUUCAGAUAUGCCGAGAUGCAGCAUUCCAGGUUUCGUUGCUUGGUUCGCUUCCCAUCUUUCAGCAGGUCGCAGAUACAUACGCUGUAUCAUUUGCGUCGCAGCAUCUCUUCACAGCGGGAGUAACAUUGUCUAUUCUGACCAGUCUUGAACCAUUGAGCCGAGAGUCCCACGAAUCCAAAAUGGGCUUACGAAGGCUCAUGGAAAUGCAAACCCAAUUGAAGUCCAAGAGUAUUAUUGCUGAACAGGGGUUCGGGAUACUAAAGACACUUUUGUCUCUCAUACUUGAAAAAGAAGCAAAGCAAUUGUUGGAUUUCGAAUCUAGAAGCAUGGACGAUCAGAUAUCACUUAAUCAUCAGCACUUGGUACCACUGCCACGAAGCCCCCAUCAAGCGGAUAUACAGGCUAGCGAUCAACCCACGGUCUCACCCAUGCAAACAUCUAAGGAUAUCUUGACCAAUAUCGCCCUGUCAACAAAUUCUCCCAGCUUCAUAGAUGAUGAGAACAUGCUGCGCUUUGACAUCGGCGAAGACCCAUCGAUGAUACAGGCGCUGUUCAACUAUGAACAAGGUGAGAAACCUACCAGUUACGCCCCAGUCAAAAGUUUUGCUAAUUGCACCUAG
Trichoderma atroviride IMI 206040 is the source of this 2118-nucleotide messenger RNA. The record is from RefSeq and is a predicted model, not a curated record. Lineage: Eukaryota; Fungi; Ascomycota; Sordariomycetes; Hypocreales; Hypocreaceae.